ACAUUCAUCAUAUCGUGGCCUGGCCUCUUGCAUAAUUUGCAUCCUUUCUUUGGUCUUACAGUUAUUACUUAGACCUUGCAAACUGCAAUUAACUAUUAACAAUGAAGGGGUCAUGUAGUUCGAGCGGUUAUUACUUUUGUCUGAUCAAUAUGUUCUUGUUGCUUUUGGCAGUAAGUUCUCAACUGACAACAGACUUCUACAAGUCAUCAUGUCCUAACGUUUCCAAAAUAGUAAGGAGAGAAGUUCAAAAAGCUCUAAUGAAUGAGAUGCGAAUGGGUGCUUCCUUGCUUCGCCUUCACUUUCAUGACUGCUUUGUUAAUGGUUGUGAUGGAUCAAUACUACUAGAUGGUGGUGAUGAUGGAGAGAAGUCUGCUAUUCCUAAUCUGAACUCUGCUAGAGGAUAUGAUGUUGUAGAUACAAUCAAAAGUUCAGUGGAGAGUGAAUGUCAAGGGGUUGUCUCAUGUGCUGAUAUAUUAGCCAUCGCUGCCAGAGAUUCAGUUUUCCUAAGUGGUGGUCCUUCUUGGAAGGUUCUGCUAGGACGAAGAGAUGGAACAGUCUCAAACGGAACACUAGCAAAUCAGCUUCCUUCGCCGUUGGAUUCAUUGGAUACCAUCAUUUCAAAAUUUAGUAAUUUAGGCCUUAAUCUCACAGACGUUGUUUCUUUAUCAGGUGCUCAUACUUUCGGGCGAUCAAGGUGUACACAAUUUAGCAAUAGAUUGUACAACUUCUCAGGAACAGGUGCACCAGACAGUACACUAGACACUGACAUGCUCUCUGACUUGCAAAGUUUGUGUCCUAAAAGUGGAGAUGGAAACGUAACUACAGUCCUUGAUCGAAACUCUUCGGACCUAUUUGACAACCACUACUUCAAGAACUUGCUCGUUUCAAGGGGCCUUCUGGGUUCUGACCAGAUUCUGUUUUCUAGUGACGAGGCUAACUCAACCACUAAACCUUUGGUCCAAAGCUACAGCAACGAUAGUGGACUCUUCUUUGUGGACUUUGCCAAUUCUAUGAUCAGGAUGGGGAACAUAAACCCAAAGACUGGGUCUGAUGGAGAGAUUAGGAAGAACUGCAGAGUGAUCAAUUCUUAGUACAUGAAUGAGGCUUUCCAAGAUGUGAAAUAAUAAGCACAAGAUCGGGUGUGUCUUCUAGUUACAAUAGCGUAGUUUAGGUUGGUGUUGUUAUGUUAUUAACCGGAAUGGAAAUGUGCUUUCAUGUGCCACAUGGUGGAUAUGAAAACCUAACCAAGGUUACAAGGCAAAAGACAAACUACAAAUAUUAAAUAAGAUACUUGAAUCAUUUCCUUUCAUCUUUUAAGGGAUUUAA
Molecule: messenger RNA, 1326 nt
Organism: Cajanus cajan (pigeon pea)
Lineage: Eukaryota; Viridiplantae; Streptophyta; Magnoliopsida; Fabales; Fabaceae
Source: RefSeq, a predicted model, not a curated record